AAUAAUCUGGAGGUUCAACAACUGCUACAGAUUUCUGGGAUCGAACAGGAACUAGACAAUCACCAUGCUACAAUAACACACACAUACAUGCGUCAUACGCGUAAGAAGUCAUGGCGCCUUCUCGUGGGGAGGUUUGCUACCAUGAGAAUGGCGAAGGUGUUGUUAUUUUUGAUGGCCGUAUCUUGCACACUAACAUUUGUGAUAGCCAUAUUUCAAAGAGUGCAUCCAAAACUACAACCCACCGUUACACUCAUCGAUAUUAGCCCGGAACAGACCACUUUCCAAAGUACUGAACUACCCUUACUUGAUAAUGGCGAGAUCGACUCUCGAUACAUGGCGACUGUUGGUAACGGUCACGCUGCUACAACAGUUUACAGUGAUACUGUCUAUGUAAACGGAAUUUACAAUGGGGUAAUGGGCGAUAGUCACCGUGCUCGCAUCCCUUCCCAGAACUCCAUCCGAGUAAAGUUUUCAGAAGAUAUUGAAGCACAAAUAAAGAGGAAAUAUACGUUAGAUGUUGGAAAAGGUGUUUGGCGUGAAGUGAUGAAUCACGACGACUUCACUGUUACCCUUCGCAUCUAUGCACAUCAGUAUUUCAGUCGCGUACUCGUGACUCAAAUAGAAUUCACUAAAAGGGGUAAAUACGUUGGUGAUAUUACUAUGACACUUGAGAAAAAUGAAGGCGUACCGAGCGAAGAUAUUAAUUUCAGCGAGCCAAGGAGGUACCCAAACGUGUCGGUUGACGCUUGGGAAAUGCACGGUACUACCAACGAACCGGAAUUAGAUGGCGGUGAUCAAACACCAGUGUAUAUGUACUACACACAUGUACCGGAGAGCAUCACGGUAAUGGAGGAUGACGACGAAGAUUACAUGUGGACAUAUGUGUGUUCAAUUGACUGGAAUAAUACUGUAGCAAUGAGGGAUUUCGUUGACGUCGUUCAGCUUAUCUAUCGUAGUGACUCUAGUGGGUUGACAGGUGGCAUGGUUUUACUUGAAUUUCACACUGAGAGAUGGGAGAAGAUUUGGGAAAACGGACGUAUCGAGGUUGACAAUCUCAUGCUAGGUAAACGUAUCUACGGGUCCCUCUACUAUAUUCUCAGUUCGCUCCCCGCUUCUGAAUCUACACACCAACCACCAAACCAGUUCUUCGGUCUCAGUCCAGGCGGUUUAGCGAACGGAGCGUUUGAGACUGACUAUCAGGGACAUAGUUUCUGGGAUACUGAAACAUGGAUGUAUCCACCAGUUUUGAUGUUUCGUCCAGAUAUAGCGAAGAAUAUUUUGUCGUAUCGCUGGCAUGGUAGAGACACCGCCGAAAAGAGAGCUGAACUUAAUGGUCACCUGGGAACACGUUACCCCUGGGAAUCCGCUUACACUGGUGCCGAAGUGACGCCGGACUGCUGCAUAACGACCAGAGAAAAUCAACAACAUAUCACCAGUGACAUUGCGUUUGCAGCUAGACAGUACUUUUCAGCUACCAGAGAUAUGGAUUGGGUCCAUGAUUGGGGUCGAAAUUUCGUCUACGAAAUGGCAAAUUUUUGGCAAAGUCGUGUGACAUUCAAUGAUCAAUACAAGGCGUAUGAAAUACUUGGCGUCAUGUCACCAGAUGAGUACGCUGAGGACGUGGACAAUUCUAUCUAUACUAAUGUCGCAGCAAGCCUAGCUAUCUGGUUUUCUGACUAUCUCGAAUGCAUGGCAGGUCACGAGGAGGGUUUACCUAGGGACUGGACUGAAAAAGCUAGAACGCUGAUAGAAAUAGUGGACACUGUUAAUGAGUACCACCCAGAGCACGCUACGUAUACUAUUGGGACAAUAGUCAAACAGGCUGACGUCAUUCUUCUCGGCUUCCCACUGAUGUGGGACGCGAAACCAGGAAUGAGACAGAACGAUUUAGAAAUAUACGAAGACGUCACCGAUCCCAAUGGCCCCGCUAUGACUUGGGGAAUGUUUGCUGUUGGUCAUUUGGAGUUAGGAAACUACGAACGGGCAGCUGAAUUAUUCGAGCGCAGUUACAGUCCUUACGUCAAAGAGCCAUUCAAGAUAUGGACGGAAGCGCAAUCAGGAAUUGGGGCUGUCAAUUUCAUCACCGGCAUGGGUGGAUUUCUACAGGCGGUUCUUUUCGGUUACGGUGGUUUUAGGCUCCAUACUGACCGUUUAGACUUCGCGCCGCAACUGCCGCCAGAUACAACUACGGUCAAUUACAGGCAACUCAAAUAUUUAGGAUCUGUAUUCGAUUUCGCUUUCGAUUAUUCAACAAUUUAUAUCACAGUGCAUGACGUCACCACCGAACACGAGAUAAAAGUAAAGACGAGCGACAUUUUGGAAACUUUCGUUGCAG
This is a messenger RNA of Saccoglossus kowalevskii, 2335 nucleotides long. RefSeq names its product protein-glucosylgalactosylhydroxylysine glucosidase-like. Lineage: Eukaryota; Metazoa; Hemichordata; Enteropneusta; Harrimaniidae. Gene Ontology annotation, biological process: carbohydrate metabolic process. Gene Ontology annotation, molecular function: hydrolase activity, hydrolyzing O-glycosyl compounds. The record is from RefSeq and is a predicted model, not a curated record.